CCUUGGCUGAUAAAAGGGAUCAAAUAAUCUGAAAUUGAGGUUAGGACAUGUUUUGGUAUAACUGGGUUGCUGGGGAUAUCAUUGCCCUUGCAUUCACCUAUGGCGUUAUCCUAUCCAUACUUAAAUUCUUGGAAGAAUCAGCGAAAAUGGAGCUCUUCGACUUGAAUGUACUUAGGAAGCUUUGUCAUGUUAUGAUUGGACUAACUCUGAUGCUAUGCUGGCCAUUGUUCAGUUCUGGGCGUACAGGAGCAAUUUUAGCAUCUCUUAUCCCUGGAUUAGUCACAACAAGAGGACUUAUUGUAGGACUUGGAAUGGGAAAAGAUGAGAAAAUCAUCAGGUCCCUCAGCAGAUACCGAAAUUCCAGGGAACUUCUCAAGGCAACAAUGGGAUAUGUUUCCACAAUCACUUUGGCCACUGCUAUCUAUUGGAGAACUUCUCCUGCAGCAAUAGCAGCAAUUUGCAACCUCUGUGCUGGAGAUGGUAUAGCUGAUAUUGCGGGGCGACGAUUUGGAAGCUGGAAACUUCCCUACAACAGAAACAAAUCAAUUGUUGGCACCACUGCCAUGGCAACUUGUGGGUUUUUGGCUUCUUUAGGGUACAUGCUCUAUUUUUCGUGGUUGGGGUACAUUCAAGAAAGUUCAAAGAUGGUUCUUGGAUUCUUCAUAGUGUCUGUUGCCUCUGCAUGCGUUGAAUCCCACCCUUUAAGUACUGAACUUGAUGACAACUUCACAGUACCACUGGCCUCAUUGUUGGUGGGCAGUUUUGUUCUAUGAUAAAAUCUCAAUUAGUUUAUCCUCCUAGUUUCAUGGUUCAAUGACAGAAGUGUAAUACUGGUACUAAUUAUAAAUAAAUGGAAGAAUAUUUAUAAUUUCCCUGUA
Messenger RNA from Olea europaea var. sylvestris, 878 nucleotides. RefSeq names its product probable phytol kinase 3, chloroplastic. NCBI's taxonomy places the organism in Eukaryota, Viridiplantae, Streptophyta, Magnoliopsida, Lamiales, Oleaceae. The record is from RefSeq and is a predicted model, not a curated record. The transcript is spliced from 6 exons. Gene Ontology annotation, molecular function: kinase activity. Bases 48 to 773 code for a protein of 241 amino acids.